AUAAUUAUGCUCCACUUUCUAGUGAAUACAUCUGGAAUAUGGUUGUAAAAAUUGUGCUUUUUGUUUUAUUUUCAUUGUCGUCAUUGUUUUUUAUAUCAGCAGCAAAUAAUGACUCUGAUGACUUGAUAGUUCAACUGGCCAAGGGAAAGAUUCGUGGUCAUGUCCUGGAAAGUUGGAACGGGAAGAACUACUAUGCCUUCCAGGAAAUUCCUUACGCUGCUCCACCUAUCGGAGCAGCUAGAUUUCAGUUACCAAGAGAAGUAGAACCAUGGGAAGGAAUUCUGAACACCACCAGCAAUUCGAGAGUUUGUUAUCAACUGGAAUACAAAUAUGACAGUCUUCAUUACACUGAAGACUGUUUGUUAAUGAAUGUUUACAGUCCAUCGAAACCUGGAAGCAAAACUAAACUUCCAGUAUUGGUUUGGAUCCAUGGAGGAGGAUUGGUUGGCCAGUCAGGCGCUUUUCAGUAUUAUGGACCAAAAUAUAUUAUGGAUUAUGAAGUUGUAGUGGUAACAUUCAAUUAUAGACUAGCAGCAUUUGGAUUUGUGACAACAGAAGACGACGUGAUACCUGCAAAUAUUGGUCUGAAAGAUCAGAGGUUCGCUCUCCAAUGGGUCAAAGAAAACAUAAUUUUAUUUGGUGGUGAUCCUGAUCAUAUAACAAUCGCAGGUGAAAGUGCAGGAGCACUUUGCGUUGGUUUCCAUCAAUUGGGACAAUGGAAUGGGGAAACAGAGUCAUUUCACGCUGCCAUAAUCGAAAGUGGUGCAGCCUUAGGUGAUCUGAGUCAACCUGAUGCCAGGGCGAAUGCGUUUGAUCUUGGACGUCAGCUAGACAAAAAGUUCAAUUCGAGUGAAUCUGAAGAUCUCCUCACUGUUCUGCAGAAUGCUGCACCGGAAGACAUUCUGAAAAUCAACAAGAAAUAUGGAACGGUAAUAGAAAAAGAUGGUCCAUUCUCUUAUGCUGGACUUCAAUCAUUCAUGGACGGAAACAUCAAGAAAAUACCAACAUUGAUAGGUUUCAAUUCCGAGGAAUAUAUACAUGUCGGGGGAAGUAAAAAUAUUGAAACACGGAGACAAUAUGACAAGGAUCCGAGUUUAUUAAUUCCAACAACGUUUCACAUGUCUCCGCAAAACAGAAGCAUCGCUGGAGCUUUGUUGAUGAAGGUUUACACGAACACUUCGUUCGAAGAAGAUCUUGGAGCAUUUGUUAGGUGGACCAGUGACAGGACGAUAAUAAUUCCUAUCUGUAAGCAAGUUGAAUUAGGAAGCACCCAAUCUCCUCAUUACCUCUACCAAUUUUCUUAUAAGGGAGACUUAGGAGGAAAGAAUAAUCCACCAGUGAUCGUUCCAGGUUGUGGUACAGUUGGCCACGAAGAAGAAUUGCGCUACGUUUGGGAUAACGGUUCUAAUUCUGAUCUCAAUGAUUUCCCAGUUGAGGAUCAGCUCAUGCAUCUCAGAUUCAUCAAACUAUGGACAAACUUCAUAAAGUAUUAUAAUCCUACACCAGAAGAUGAUGCCUUGUUGAAUAAUAUAUCUUGGCCAAAGUCUAAUGCCGGUCUAUUAUACCUGAAUAUCAAUGCAACGAUGGAAGUUCUGGAAAAUCCGAGACACUUCAAACAACAAAAAGUGAUUUUCGACGAUUUCAUACAAGAACCCUAUAUAUCGUAUUGAAUUGAAUGAAUAGAUAAAUAAAUGUAUCAACUCCAUUGUUUCACUUCCUCUUUAUGUUUAUAAUUGAAAAUUGAACUAACUUCAAAU
This is a messenger RNA of Phaedon cochleariae (mustard beetle), 1757 nucleotides long. Lineage: Eukaryota; Metazoa; Arthropoda; Insecta; Coleoptera; Chrysomelidae. The record is from the annotation of a GenBank genome assembly.